Tribolium madens (black flour beetle) is the source of this 2509-nucleotide messenger RNA. RefSeq lists its product as uncharacterized. Bases 447 to 1526 code for a protein of 359 amino acids. NCBI's taxonomy places the organism in Eukaryota, Metazoa, Arthropoda, Insecta, Coleoptera, Tenebrionidae. The transcript has 5 exons. The record is from RefSeq and is a predicted model, not a curated record.
AUGAUUUAAACCGAAAAUGUGCAACAGUAAUUUAAUAAACAAGUAAAUUAGUUGCUCAUGAAUACAAGAGUUUAUUACAAUAUUUUUGUGUCGAUUGGACCUUUGGUUUAAAAAAAACUAAUUUUGUAAAUUGUAAAUAUUGAACUGCCAAAUAUAAAACUUUCUAAAAUGUAUAUUUGGUUGUCUAAUCGUAAAUUCAUAUGUAGAAGGUAACCGGUAAUUACAGAUUCAUUAAUAAAGGUCAAUCUGAAAAUUUAUUUAAUGUAUUAUUUCAGCCUUUUAGGAUUUCGAAUGGAGACAUUUUUUAUUACUGUUUUGAACUCGGUUUUGAAUUUUUGUAAACUUCUGGAGAAUUUUGGUGAAACGCAGUUGGCAAACCACAUAACCUAACUUCAUAAAAAAUGUUUUUAUUUUCUGGUGCGAUAUUUUAGCUAAUUUAUAAAAUUAUGGAAAAAUCUGUGUACGCGUUAACUGAGCACGAGGUUUUUACCCGUGAGUUUCUCUUUUUAUACAAGCAAAAUCCAAUAUUAUGGCAGCAGAAACACCCCCAGUAUAGAAAUCGGGCCUUGCGGUCUGAGGCCUACGCCACUAUUGUGAAAAAAUGCCAGGAGUUUUACACUGAAGCUGACGAAGAUUUCGUCAGAAUGAAAAUUGACUCAAUGCGGUCCACAUUUCGCAAAGAACGUAAAAAAGUGUUGCAAUCAAAAGAAACCGCGACCAAGCCUGAAGACGUCUACAAACCGUCUUUGUGGUACUAUGAUCUGCUGUUGUUCACUGCUGGGGAGGACGCCGAAAGCGAGUCAAUGAAUGAUCUCAAAGCUGAGGAAGUUUUGUCGGCGGGAAGUAAUCCUGAAGACGGCAAUUCUGUGAAAAUUCCGUUCUGGAGUAGAGAAUACUCAGCUAUUUUAAUUAAUUUUUACAAAAGUUACCCAUGUUUGUACUCCAUGUUACAUCCACAUUACAAAAAUAAGAAAAAAAGAGAAGACGCUGUUAAAAAAAUUACAGAAAAGUUAAUGGAAGCCACGGGGAAGUAUUUCCAUUCAAGUGACGUGCGUAGGAAAAUUUCCUUAAUUCGAGGUCAGUUUUUAUACGAGUACAAAAAAAUUAAAAAUAGUGAGAGCAAAGGAGACAAUUAUAAACCAAGUUUAUGGUGUUUUGAUAUGUUGAGUUUUCUCCAUGAAGAGUACGCAAAUAAGAAUAAAAUCGCUGUUAAGAAAACAGAAAGACGCAUGAACUUGCGGCCUAAAAUCAAACGGAAAAAUAUUUCUUCUGAAGACUCAGACGAGGACAUGAAUAUUAAAAAAGAAUCAGAUUCAUCUCUAUCUUCUGAAAGUAUUCACCCUGAAAUUAAAGAAACAGAUGACGAGGACCUUUUUGACACAACUGGUAAAAGUUUGGCUCGCAUUUUGCGAGAAAUGACCGACGAGCAACGAACUUUCGCAAAUAAGAUUAUCAGAGAAGUCAUGUACCAUGGCCAAAUGGAACAUUUAACAUCCAGUUCAAGGUUCAGUUUAGAUGGCAGUUAAAUAAAACAUCAGGGUUAUUCAAGAUAGUAACAACUGAAAGAAAUAUUGAUAAAGGUCUUGAUACCGAAAAAAUUCUUCUUACUCAUUUGAGGGACGGCAAAUAGUAAUGUUGGUUGGUACAACUGCAAAAUUUUGAUAAAUUGAGGCCCUACGAAUGUUGGCACCAUUAUCAAUUUGCAACCUUUGGCAAAAAAGUUGAGGAAAAUUCCUACCAUUCCAUAUAUAUGGAAAAGAGGAAGGAAAACAGGGAUAACAUCCUGGAAAUUACCUAAAACUGGAGUUAGAACCAAAACUAUGUUUUUCACGCACUUUUAGUCUCCAAAUUGACCAGGAAAUCAGGCGACGACAUUUGGUAUAAAUUUGAAACCACAUUUUUGUGAGUAAGUUGCACACCUUUAGACAGACCUGUAGUCCCACUGGAGUAGGGCAAAAGGGCAACAUCAUCGGGGUUUAAAAAAUCAGAUAUACUACUAUUUCUAAUAUCACACAAUUUGCUUAAUUUAAUACAGUCAACUGGCAUACUGUCGCUCUGUAAAAUGAAACAAUGAAAAAAUUAAAAAAAAAAUUGUUAGUUUUUAGUACAGGUUUAAUUUCUGCCAAGACAGUAGGAAUCUUCCUUCCAAGUAUUUUUGUGCAUUUAUUUAUUACUGGCAUGAGUUCUCUUAUUGUGAAAAUUAGUUUUGAAUCUGAGUCGGCGAGUUGGACAGCCAUUUCAUCUAUAACUUUUUAUUAAUUUUAUUCAAUAUUAAUUUUUUUUGUUAACCUGGGGUGUAGUAAGGGUUCACUGUGGUAACCACAAGUCCCGCUUGAAUGGUUCCUAAAAAAACGAUAGGAAAAUCUGGGACAUUUGGUAAUACAACAGCAACAAUAUCUCCUCUGUUUAGUUGGAACUUAUUAUGCAAAACUCCUGCUAAAGCUAAGCUUUUGUUGUAAAUUUCUCCAAAAGUGUACGAUUUUGUAGUAUUAAAACAGAUCUGAACGAA